Messenger RNA from Phaeodactylum tricornutum CCAP 1055/1, 1374 nucleotides. RefSeq lists its product with no specific name. Bases 118 to 1374 code for a protein of 418 amino acids. Gene Ontology annotation, biological process: pseudouridine synthesis. Lineage: Eukaryota; Bacillariophyta; Bacillariophyceae; Surirellales; Neidiaceae. Gene Ontology annotation, molecular function: RNA binding; pseudouridine synthase activity. The transcript is spliced from 2 exons. The record is from RefSeq and is a predicted model, not a curated record.
CUCAGCUGCAGCUGGAGCUUAUCUUGGUGCAGAAUAAACAAAAAAGGACAGGCAAGCGUUUGUGAAUUCUGGCAUUGUCGAGAUCGCUGACCAAGAAAUUUCCAUUCACGCUGAAAAAUGAACGUUUCGCUCAUAGGCAAAAUAAAAAGAGGUAUUAAGGAAAUUUGCUCGGCAACGAGCAAUAAUUCAUUUCCAGCCGUUGUCGACAAUCCAUGUUGGGGUCUGCCGAGCCAAUGUUCCUUGUCUGACUUGCUGCGAUGCUUUGAAAAGGAUAAAGUGGUCGUGUACGAAACUGAUCAUUUUCUAGCCUUGAACAAGCCACCGGAUCUUCGAAUGGAUGGACACCACCCUUCGACGGUACUCAAGCUCCUAACCUAUUGGUAUCCUCCUCCUGCCUUCCAAAAUCUUCAGAGUAAGGGACUUCUGGAAAAGGUUAGCGAGUUUGAAAACUACAGGAAUAUUGAAGGCAAUGAGCUUAGACCCUGUCACCAAUUGGAUUACGCAACGUCAGGCAUCCUUCUCGUCGCUCGGAAUCGGCAAGCAGCGGAUCAAGCUCGAGUUUCAUUUGAAGAGCGGUCCACUCGAAAAACUUAUUUGGCACUCGUCCACGGCCACCUAUCGGUACCAAGCAAUAUUCCGGUCAUGAGGAGAACGGACAUUGAUGAGCGAAUGGGUCGGCUGGAGGAAAUAUACCGACAGAGUCGUCGCAAACACCGGAAGGACACAUAUAGAGGAUAUCAGCCUGCCCAUGGCUUGUUUCAGCAGCUCCAGCAACAGCACAACCAUAUCCUUAAUUUAAGUUGGAAGGAGGUGAAGGCGUCCGGAAAAACUGAACCUUUUGAUCGCGCAGCAGAAGUAUUCAACAAACUUCAAUACAAAACGUUGUUCCCCGAGGAUAAAAGUGCCGAGUUGUCGCUCCCGACUUUCUUUCGCGAUGAAAGUGAGGACCCAAACACACUCUUCAUUUAUGCUUCUGUCGCACAGGUUCCUCACGAUUUUGCCAUGCGAAUAAAUCCAAGCAUGUCGAAUGCCUCUGCAUAUUUGAAGGUUGGGGAUUCAUCCCUGGACUACAAGCCGUCUCUCACACGAUGCGUGAUUCUUAAGCAUGCUGCCAUUAGAGGGCAACCGGUUACAAAAGUUCGUCUUGAGCCUCGAACUGGGCGACGUCAUCAGCUACGAGUACAUUCCGCAUUGUUAGGGCACGCCAUAGUUGGAGAUCAAACCUACAAAGCCCCAGGCUCUCCCGACCUAACGGAUCGCAUGUGUUUGCAUUCUCAAUGUCUCGAAAUUCCACUUUUUGAGGAGUUAAUCAAAGUCGAAGCACCAGAUCCCUUCCUUGUAAAGAACCGUGAGAUAUUGGUACAGCAUCUAUGA